CUAGAGAAGUAGAGACCAAACAGAUAACAGCAAUGGCGAAUGGUCCACCCAGUAAAAUGUCCUCGGAGUCCAAGGCGUCGGACCGGCAACACCAGAACGUCAAAUUUGCGCGGCGGACAUCCAGCGGCCGCAUUGUCAGCCUGUCCCGGGACGAUGACAUCGAGUCUACCCAAGAAAACGAUUACAUCAACUACACCGUCAUGCUGCCACCAACCCCAGAUAACCAGCCUGGGAGUGCACGUGAUAAGCCUGACGGUCCCGGCCCAUACGGCUCGACCAGCAGGUUCGGGGCAGAGGCGCAGCGGGGUGAAGGCGAGUCGGUAGGUAGCGGCAGGGGCGUCGGCAAUGCGUCUGGGAAGGUGGACCGCCGGAUGUCACUGAUGAAGAACAACAAUAAAUCGAUGUUGCUAAGGAGCCAAACCCAAGAUUGGGAUCAUAACCGUUGGUUGUUUGAGACAAAAGGGAGGUACGGGAUAGGAAAUGCCUACUGGCAGAACGAUGAGAACUCUUAUGACGACACGGGGGUGACCAUGUCAGAUUUUAUGGACAAACCUUGGAAGCCUCUCACCCGCAAGGUUAAGAUUCCAGGAGGAGUCAUUAGCCCAUACAGGCUACUCAUUGUGGUCCGUUUGGUAGUGUUGAUCUUCUUCCUAGUAUGGCGAAUCCAAAACCCUAAUCCAGAAGCAAUGUGGCUUUGGGGACUGUCGGUGGUCUGCGAAUGUUGGUUCGCUUUCUCCUGGCUUCUUGACAUUCUCCCCAAGUUCAACCCCAUCCACCGUCAAACCGAUCUGGGAGCCCUAAAAGAGAAGUUUGAGACUCCGUCUCCCUCUAAUCCCCUUGGCCGUUCUGACCUUCCGGGAAUCGAUCUGUUCGUCUCAACUGCCGAUCCGAGAAAGAACCCCCUCUGGUCACUGCUAACACCGUCCUUUCCAUCCUCGCCGUUGAUUACCCAGUCGAGAAGGUCGCUUGCUACAUAUCCGACGAUGGUGCCGCUAUCCUCACCUUUGAGGCCAUGGCCGAGGCUAUCAAAUUUGCCGAGGUCUCUUUUAACCAUUCCAAAA
Thlaspi arvense is the source of this 1061-nucleotide messenger RNA. The record is from the annotation of a GenBank genome assembly. NCBI's taxonomy places the organism in Eukaryota, Viridiplantae, Streptophyta, Magnoliopsida, Brassicales, Brassicaceae.